This is a messenger RNA of Acinonyx jubatus (cheetah), 1549 nucleotides long. RefSeq names its product LIM homeobox 3 (gene LHX3). Gene Ontology annotation, molecular function: RNA polymerase II transcription regulatory region sequence-specific DNA binding; DNA-binding transcription factor activity, RNA polymerase II-specific. The transcript has 6 exons. Bases 116 to 1321 code for a protein of 401 amino acids. Gene Ontology annotation, cellular component: nucleus. NCBI's taxonomy places the organism in Eukaryota, Metazoa, Chordata, Mammalia, Carnivora, Felidae. The record is from RefSeq and is a predicted model, not a curated record. Gene Ontology annotation, biological process: regulation of transcription by RNA polymerase II; neuron differentiation.
GUUCCGAGGCUCCCGGGACCUUGGGGAGCUCCGAGCCCUCCCCCGGGGUGGCAGAGGAGGAGGGAGGAGGGCUGCCCGGGGCCACUCGGGCCUCAUCUUCGGCCUGGUGGUCGCCAUGCUGCUGGAAACCGAGCUGGGUAGAGACAGAGAUCGGCCCGGGGCCCCCGGGGCCGCUGCCGUCUGCACCUUCGGUGGGACUCGGGAGAUCCCGCUGUGUGCCGGCUGUGACCAGCACAUCCUGGACCGCUUCAUCCUCAAGGCGCUGGACCGCCACUGGCACAGCAAGUGUCUGAGGUGCAGCGACUGCCACGCGCCCCUGGCCGAGCGCUGCUUCAGCCGCGGAGAGAGCGUCUACUGCAAGGACGACUUCUUCAAGCGGUUCGGGACCAAGUGCGCCGCGUGCCAGCUGGGCAUCCCGCCCACGCAGGUGGUGCGCCGCGCCCAGGAUUUCGUGUACCACCUGCACUGCUUCGCCUGCGUCGUGUGCAAGCGGCAGCUGGCCACGGGCGACGAGUUCUACCUCAUGGAAGACAGUCGGCUCGUGUGCAAGGCGGAUUACGAGACGGCCAAGCAGCGCGAGGCAGAGGCCACGGCCAAGCGGCCGCGCACGACCAUCACGGCCAAGCAGCUGGAGACGCUGAAGAGCGCCUACAACACGUCGCCCAAGCCCGCGCGCCACGUGCGCGAGCAGCUCUCGUCCGAGACCGGCCUGGACAUGCGCGUCGUGCAGGUGUGGUUCCAGAACCGCCGCGCCAAGGAAAAGCGACUCAAGAAGGACGCCGGCCGGCAGCGCUGGGGCCAGUACUUCCGCAACAUGAAGCGCGCCCGCGGCGGCUCCAAGUCCGACAAGGACAGCGUCCAGGAGGAGGGGCAGGACAGCGACGCCGACGUCUCCUUCACCGAUGAGCCGUCCAUGGCCGAGAUGGGCCCUGCCAGCGGCCUCUACAGCAGCCUGGGGGAGCCCACCCCAGCCCUGGGCAGGCCCGCGGGAGCCCCGGGCAGCUUCCCGCUGGAGCACGGAGGCCUGGCCGGCCCGGAGCAGUACCGGGAGCUGCGGCCCGGCAGCCCUUACGGUGUCCCCCCGUCCCCAGCUGCCUUGCAGAGCCUCCCUGGCCCCCAGCCCCUUCUCUCCAGCUUAGUAUACCCAGAUGCCGGCUUGGGCCUGGUGCCCGCAGGGGCCCCAGGUGGGCCCCCGCCCAUGAGGGUGCUGGCAGGAAACGGACCCAGCUCUGACCUGUCCACGGGGAGCAGCGGGGGCUACCCCGACUUCCCUGCCAGCCCUGCCUCCUGGCUGGACGAGGUGGACCACGCUCAGUUCUGACCGAGGCCCCCGGCUCCCCCGAGCGCCGGCCCUGAGGGGUGAGGGCUGCGGUGCCGCCCCACCCCCCACCCCCGGCUGGGUGGCCUGGAGCCGCACGGCCCUCCUUUCCCGAAGUCCUGGACCUCCGCGGGAUGCAGGUGCCACCGGCAGCAGUGGGGGGCAGGAUGAGGGCCUCGAGAGAGGGCCACACCCCGCAGCCCCUCCCUCGGGCGCAGAGGGCGUCCCCCU